AUGACCUCUUCUCAACAGCAUGGCUUAUCAUCUGAUCGUAUUCGUGGUUCACCUAAGGUCGACGUCACUCAUCUUGAAUGUUUGAUUUGUCAUCAAUUACUCUGGAAACCAGUAGCUUGCAAAUCAUGUGAAAUACCUUUUUGUUCAUCAUGUAUUUAUCAAUGGUUGGCCAACAAUCCUAAACAAUGUCCAAAUCGAUGCCAAACAUAUAUUGAACGAAAAUGUCCUCCCAUUGUUACUAAGCUACUUGCCGAAAUACAAAUUGCUUGUUUCUAUGAAUCGAAUGGUUGCAACCAAGUCAUUUCCUAUGAAGGUUUAGAUAAACAUGAAAUAGAAUGUGGUUUUCAGUUUCAGCAAUGUCCUGGUUGUAAAUCACAAAUAUUCAAAAAAGAUUUUGAUAAUCAUCAUAAUCAAUGUCCAUCGAUUGAAUUAACUUGUCAAGAUUGUAAACUCGUGUACAAAAGAAAUGAUACUGAUAGAAAACAUACAGAUAUUAUCUGUUUGAAAAAACAACUUCAAUAUCUUCGACAUGAAUCUAAACAUAAUAAAUAUAAAAUAAAGAAACUCGAUCAUCAAUUAAAGGAAACACGUAUAUUGAAACCAAUGAUAAAAAAAACGAAAGUCACAUUUAACGAUUUACCAGAGGCUAUUACUGGAACAAAAUGGAUUUCGAAUAUUUAUAACGGACUAAAUUGGACGUAUAUAUAUUAUGCAAACGAAUUGUACUGGAAGAAAAUGCAUCCAAAAAGUGGAUAUAUUACUUCUCUCAUACCUGGCAGCAGUCCAAACAUAGCAUAUUUCAAAGAUAGUGCAUUGAUUACUGUCGGAAGUCCAAAUAAAAAAUUUACUUUUGUUUCUGUUACUGCAUGUGCUGCGUGGAAGGAUGAUCUUGAAUUAACCAUAACAGGACAUCGAAAUUUCAUAGAGAUUAAUACACAUACAACAAAACUUCUCUUUGGUAAGCUACAAUUUAUUCUUCUUUAUUGGGAAGACGUCGACAAGAUCAUGUUUAAAUCAUCUGGUGGUACUGCUCAUCCUCUUGUCAGUGGACAUGCAGGAUCUGAUGUUGUACUAAAUCAAGUAACAAUAUGUUCACUUAGAUAA
Messenger RNA from Rotaria sp. Silwood1, 1104 nucleotides. NCBI's taxonomy places the organism in Eukaryota, Metazoa, Rotifera, Eurotatoria, Philodinida, Philodinidae. The record is from the annotation of a GenBank genome assembly.